CGGGGAAAGGGGCUAGCGCUGCCUGCGCGCGCACAGUGGGCGGCCGCGCGCAGCACGCUCAGGGCCGUAUGGCGGCGGUGACGACUGGAAACGGGGCACCCCGAGAGGAGGAGGGGUCCGGUGGGGAGUCAGCGGCCCCGCAGCCCCAAGCUCCGCCGAAUGCGUCCGGGACUCGUCUCUCGAGGCUGCCUCUGGCGCGAGUGAAGGCCUUGGUGAAGGCGGACCCCGACGUGACGCUAGCGGGACAGGAAGCCAUCUUCAUUCUGGCUCGAGCUGCGGAACUGUUUGUGGAGACCAUUGCAAAAGAUGCUUACUGCUGUGCUCAACAAGGAAAGAGGAAAACCCUGCAGAGAAGAGAUCUGGAUAAUGCAAUAGAAGCUGUGGAUGAAUUCGCUUUUCUGGAAGGUACUUUGGAUUGAGUGCUGAGCUGGGCAGCUUUGUGAUUUUCAAUCUACGUCUUUCAAUUAGGCUUUGUCCUAAGGCCUCAUUUAUCAAGAGCAGUGUUGGAGCGUUGCACCUGUGUACUUUUCACCGAAGCCAGAUGAGCAGAGAUCUUACCUAUUAUCUGUUCUCUAAAAGGUCUUCCAGGACUUGUGUCUUCCACUUUAGAUGUGGAUGCAGCAGCUGCUGUGUGGGACAGGAAUAAAAUGUUUUGUAUAGGCUGUUUAAUAACUGAUGAGGACCCAAAUAAAGGUCUCUGAUCAACUUCAA
Molecule: messenger RNA, 711 nt
Organism: Erinaceus europaeus (western European hedgehog)
Lineage: Eukaryota; Metazoa; Chordata; Mammalia; Eulipotyphla; Erinaceidae
Gene: POLE4
Product: DNA polymerase epsilon 4, accessory subunit
Exons: 4
Coding region: 69-419 (116 amino acids)
Cellular component (GO): nucleus; epsilon DNA polymerase complex
Molecular function (GO): protein heterodimerization activity
Source: RefSeq, a predicted model, not a curated record